Pteronotus mesoamericanus is the source of this 1573-nucleotide messenger RNA. It is a transcript of the gene PSTPIP1, whose product is annotated as proline-serine-threonine phosphatase interacting protein 1. Lineage: Eukaryota; Metazoa; Chordata; Mammalia; Chiroptera; Mormoopidae. Gene Ontology annotation, biological process: actin filament polymerization. Gene Ontology annotation, cellular component: cytoplasm; actin filament; plasma membrane. The record is from RefSeq and is a predicted model, not a curated record. The coding region runs from base 125 to 1405 and encodes 426 amino acids. Gene Ontology annotation, molecular function: actin filament binding. The transcript is spliced from 16 exons.
AGUACCAACCGAGUCAAGGGAGGCUGGGCCAACCUUGCCAGGACUGGGGCAGUGCUCCUGGCUCCUGGACCUCAGUCAGCCCUGUCUGUGGGUGAAGAGAAAGCUUUGUCGUAGCAGCCUGAGGAUGAUGCCCCAGCUUCAGUUCAGAGAUGCCUUUUGGUGCAGGGACUUCACAGCCCACACGGGCUAUGAGGUGCUGCUGCAGAGGCUGCUGGAUGGCAGGAAGAUGUGCAAGGACCUGGAGGAGCUGCUGAGGCAGAGGGCCCAAGCAGAGGAGCGCUAUGGGAAGGAGCUGGUGCAGAUUGCCCGGAAAGCAGGCGGCCAGACGGAGAUCAAAGCCACGCUCCAUGCAGCUCCCGGCACACACUCCCUGAGGGCCUCCUUUGACUCCCUGAAGCAGCAAAUCGAGGACGUGGGCAGCUCCCACAUACAGCUGGCCCUAGCCCUGCGUGAGGAGCUCCGCAGCCUCGAGGAGUUCCGAGAGAGGCAGAAGGAGCAGAGGAAAAAGUACGAGGCUGUCAUGGACCGUGUCCAGAAGAGCAAGCUGUCACUCUACAAGAAGACCAUGGAGUCUAAGAAGACAUAUGAGCAGAAGUGCCGGGAUGCUGACGAUGCCGAGCAAGCCUUCGAACGCAUUAGCACCAAUGGCCAACAGAAGCAGGUGGAAAAGAGCCAGAACAAAGCCAAGCAGUGCAGGGACUCGGCCACAGAGGCAGAGAGAGUGUACAGGCAGAACAUUGAGCAGCUGGAGAAGGUACGGGGAGAGUGGGAGCAGGAGCACCGGACCACCUGUGAGGCCUUCCAGCUGCAAGAGUUCGACAGGCUGACCAUCCUCCGAAAUGCCCUGUGGGUACACUGCAACCAGCUCUCCAUGCAGUGUGUCAAGGAUGAUGAGUUCUACGAGGAGGUACGGGUGACUUUGGAAGGCUGCAGAGUGGAGGCUGACAUCAACGGCUUCAUCCAAGCCAAGAGCACAGGCACUGAACCCCCAGCUCCAGUGCCCUACCAGAACUACUACGAUCGGGAGGUUGCCCUAUCAUCUGGCAGCCCUGGCAUACAACCGUCAUGUGGCAUGAUAAAAAGGUUCUCUGGGCUGCUGCAUGGAAGUCCCAAGACUGUUCCAUUGGCAUCAUCUGCAGCCUCCACAGACACCUUGACUUCCACCCCCAAUCAGAAUGAGGGUGUCUACGCCGCUGUCGCAGUGCAGGAGGCACCAGGACCCCCAAGCCUGCCAGCCCGGGACUACAGGGCGCUCUAUGACUACAGAGCCCAGAAUUCUGACGAGCUGGACAUCUCUGUGGGGGACAUCCUGGAGGUCCUCCUGGAAGGGGAGGAUGGCUGGUGGACAGUGGAACGGAAUGGGCAGCGUGGCUUCGUCCCUGGCUCCUAUCUGGAGAAGCUCUGAGGAAGGGACAACAGCCCUGACCUGGAUCUGCCCUGUCUGUUGGGCCAGCAGUGUCUACAUCACUGCAAGGCUGGGACCCCAAGACCAAGCCAGCCCUCCAACCCCAUGAGUGCUGGCUGUUUCCACAGCAGUCUCUCCUACUUGGAAUAAAGGCAUGCAUUCUUGCUC